GUGGAAGCGGUGUAUCUCAUUGCAAGCAAAAAUGUUCUGCGAUGUCGUGAUCGGUUACAUCUGCUCAUACUCGUACUUACUCUUUCCUACUUUUUUCUCUUCUGAAAGGUCCGUGAUUAGUCAAGCACCUUGCAUCCGUACAAUAUCGGACUUCGCUAAAAGCUGAAUUUCUUCCUCGUGUUGCUUUUCCUAAUGAGUGGAAAUUUAUCCCAGGGUUAUUCAGUGUUGAAAACACAUCACUAGUAUAAAGUUAUAAAACUCAUCUGUGUCCAGCAGAAUUCGAUAUAAUGCCAUCAGAAUUAAAGAUACCUGACCUUAAAGCCAAAAAAGAACCCGGCUAUCGAAGCGAUAUGGAAAAGUUUGGGCUAUUUCUCGAUCCUGGAAUUCUGAAACCGCAGACGCCCUACUUGAGCUUGCAACAAGCAGCGGAAUUUAGAACCGACAUGGCAAAGGGCAAGCAGUUCUUAGGCGCCGGACGAAAAAUAAAAGCAGGAUUACGUGACUGCUAUUUUGACAAAGUGGAAAGGCGAAUCUUCGAAGGGGACGGGACCUUCGACCCAGUCAGAGCAAGGCGCCAGGCCAACAUUGCCGCUCGCAAACUGGAUCUAGCAAAACGCUGGGUUCCUGCAAAAGGUCGUACUAGCAUCUGCGGAGUCGGGAAUUACUAUGGAACGUUUGCAGGACGCGUUGAUGCCUUCAGCGCAGCCCUACGAGAGCGACCUCCAAAGGGAAAAUAUUAUCCAUGUUUUGUGGCGGUUUAUCCAAAAUUCGGAUCCUACGGAUUCAAUGGUUACACUUUUGCGAAACAUCCUGAGCACAAGCCGGAUCCUUAUGAUGGAGAAGCAGUUAAUAAGGAUUAUGUCGAGGCAGCCACUACAGUGGAAGCGAGCAGAAGACGAAAUCGGAAAGCUUAUGUCACCUCUCAUAAAUCGAAAAAUUAUUUUGAUAAAAACCCUUAUCUUGUGGCCAAUCCACCAACGGAGCCUCCAACUGCUCCUGGCAAGCCAGUACCUGCCUUUUUGUUACCCAAAGCUUUUCGGCCGCCGGGAAGGAUGAAGCCGAUGAAAGACAUGAAAUUCUGGGGAACGUUUCAUUCCGUCGACUACAUCCCUGGCGAGUACAAAGCUCCGAUGAACCCUUUCCGCUUAGACUUUUACGGCAAGCAACAACUGAAGGCUCCUUACGUGCCACCGGCAGGAACGAAAUCCGUUUUAGCCACACCUGUAUCUUUUGCUAAUAUGCCAAGGCAAAUGGACACACGCAGAUCAGACAAACAGGAGUUAGUCUACAGUGUUGCGACUAAGAAAGCUGUUGCUUUCCCCGGGCUGGAAACCGUUACUGCACGUCUGAAGACCAAAGGCAUAACGAUUUCACCAAAGCUGUACAGCACUGAACCUGAUCCAUUCCUGCCGCGCGGUCAACCGACCAUCGCGCCUGCCAGUAAACCAUGGUUUUGUUGAAACAUAUAGAUUGAUUUUCACGGGUACGUACCUUACAAGUUACACGACUUCAUACCACAUUACGGUGUGGUGCUGUUAGCACAAAAUUGUUACAAAUAUACUU
Molecule: messenger RNA, 1563 nt
Organism: Paramacrobiotus metropolitanus
Lineage: Eukaryota; Metazoa; Tardigrada; Eutardigrada; Parachela; Macrobiotidae
Product: UPF0602 protein C4orf47 homolog
Exons: 5
Coding region: 288-1460 (390 amino acids)
Cellular component (GO): centrosome
Source: RefSeq, a predicted model, not a curated record